This is a messenger RNA of Cavia porcellus (domestic guinea pig), 20754 nucleotides long. It is a transcript of the gene Slc8a1, whose product is annotated as solute carrier family 8 member A1. Lineage: Eukaryota; Metazoa; Chordata; Mammalia; Rodentia; Caviidae. Gene Ontology annotation, biological process: cell communication; sodium ion transmembrane transport; calcium ion import across plasma membrane. Gene Ontology annotation, cellular component: postsynapse; sarcolemma; axon. The record is from RefSeq and is a predicted model, not a curated record. The transcript has 11 exons. Gene Ontology annotation, molecular function: calcium:sodium antiporter activity. The coding region runs from base 108 to 3191 and encodes 1027 amino acids.
AGAGAGAGAGAGAGAUGCAGGAAGGAAGGGAGCACUGGAGCUAGUGACUAACAGGCAUCUAAAAGCUUUGCCUUCACAAAGCAAGCUUGCUUGGCUACGAAGGAAAUAUGACAACACAGAUUUGCUGCCAAAUAACAAUCCCUUUGUUCUGGGUCACUUACCGUUCUGAAUUUUUGUGGAGACAGGUCUUCUGCAGUACUGCCAGCACCUGUAGGAAUGGUUCACAGCUUCCAGCAGUAUUCUGUAGGUUGGGACAUUUGGAAGUUUCAUUGUACAACAUGCUGCGAUUAAGUCUCUCACCCACAUAUUCAUUGGGAUUUCAUCUAUUAGCUAUGAUGACUCUCCUAAUUUCCCAUGUGGACCACAUAACUGCUGAGACAGAAAUGGUGGAAGAAGGAAAUGAAACCGGUGAAUGUACUGGCUCAUAUUACUGUAAGAAAGGGGUGAUUCUGCCCAUUUGGGAGCCUCAAGACCCUUCUUUUGGGGACAAAAUUGCUAGAGCAACUGUGUAUUUUGUGGCCAUGGUCUACAUGUUUCUUGGUGUCUCUAUCAUCGCUGAUAGGUUCAUGUCCUCCAUAGAAGUCAUCACAUCUCAAGAAAAAGAAAUAACCAUAAAGAAACCCAAUGGAGAGACCACCAAGACCACUGUGAGAAUCUGGAAUGAGACUGUGUCUAACCUGACCUUGAUGGCCCUAGGAUCUUCUGCUCCCGAGAUUCUCCUCUCAGUAAUUGAAGUGUGUGGCCAUAACUUCACUGCAGGAGACCUUGGUCCUAGCACCAUCGUGGGAAGUGCUGCCUUCAACAUGUUCAUCAUCAUUGCCCUGUGUGUUUAUGUGGUCCCUGAUGGAGAGACAAGGAAGAUUAAGCAUUUGCGUGUGUUCUUUGUGACGGCAGCCUGGAGUAUCUUUGCCUAUACCUGGCUUUACAUUAUUCUGUCUGUCAUUUCUCCUGGUGUUGUGGAGGUCUGGGAAGGUUUGCUUACUUUCUUUUUCUUUCCCAUCUGUGUUGUGUUCGCGUGGGUAGCAGAUAGGAGGCUUCUGUUUUACAAGUAUGUCUACAAGAGGUAUCGGGCUGGCAAGCAGAGGGGCAUGAUUAUAGAACACGAAGGAGACAGACCAUCAUCCAAAACUGAAAUCGAAAUGGAUGGAAAGGUAGUGAACUCUCACGUUGAGAAUUUCUUAGAUGGUGCUCUGGUUCUGGAGGUGGAUGAGAGGGAUCAAGAUGAUGAAGAAGCUAGGAGAGAAAUGGCGAGAAUUCUGAAGGAACUUAAGCAGAAGCAUCCAGAGAAGGAAAUAGAGCAAUUGAUAGAAUUAGCUAACUACCAAGUCUUAAGUCAGCAGCAAAAGAGUCGUGCAUUUUACCGAAUUCAAGCUACUCGCCUGAUGACCGGUGCCGGCAACAUUUUAAAGAGGCACGCAGCUGACCAAGCCAGGAAGGCUGUCAGUAUGCAUGAGGUCAACACAGAAGUGGCUGAAAAUGACCCUGUUAGUAAGAUCUUCUUUGAACAAGGGACAUAUCAGUGUCUGGAGAACUGUGGUACAGUGGCCCUGACCAUUAUCCGCAGAGGUGGAGAUUUGACCAACACUGUGUUCGUUGACUUCAGAACAGAGGAUGGCACAGCAAAUGCUGGGUCUGACUAUGAAUUUACUGAAGGAACUGUCGUCUUUAAGCCUGGUGAGACACAAAAGGAAAUCAGAGUUGGCAUCAUUGAUGAUGAUAUCUUUGAGGAGGAUGAAAAUUUCCUUGUGCAUCUGAGCAACGUCAAAGUGUCUUCUGAGGCUUCUGAGGAUGGCAUACUGGAAGCCAACCACAUUUCUACCCUUGCUUGCCUUGGGUCGCCCUCCACUGCCACUGUUACUAUUUUUGAUGAUGACCACGCAGGCAUCUUUACUUUUGAGGAACCCGUGACCCACGUGAGUGAGAGCAUUGGCAUCAUGGAGGUCAAAGUACUGAGAACAUCUGGAGCACGAGGAAAUGUUAUCGUGCCCUACAAAACCAUCGAAGGGACUGCCAGAGGUGGAGGGGAGGACUUUGAGGACACUUGUGGAGAGCUCGAAUUCCAGAACGAUGAAAUUGUCAAAACAAUAUCAGUCAAGGUAAUUGAUGAUGAGGAGUAUGAGAAAAACAAGACCUUCUUCCUUGAGAUUGGAGAGCCCCGCCUGGUGGAGAUGAGUGAAAAGAAAGCCCUGUUAUUGAAUGAGCUUGGUGGCUUCACAAUAACAGGAAAACACCUCUACGGCCAACCUGUCUUGAGGAAAGUUCAUGCUAGAGACCAUCCGAUCCCCUCUACUGUAAUCACAAUUGCAGACGAAUAUGAUGACAAACAGCCGUUAACCAGCAAAGAGGAAGAAGAGAGACGCAUUGCAGAGCUGGGGCGCCCCAUCCUGGGAGAGCACACCAAGCUGGAAGUGAUCAUUGAGGAGUCCUAUGAGUUCAAGAGUACAGUGGACAAACUCAUUAAAAAGACAAACCUGGCCCUCGUGGUGGGUACCAACAGCUGGAGAGAACAGUUCAUUGAGGCUAUCACUGUCAGUGCUGGGGAAGAUGAUGACGACGAUGAAUGUGGGGAGGAGAAGUUGCCCUCCUGUUUCGAUUAUGUGAUGCACUUUCUGACUGUCUUCUGGAAGGUCCUGUUUGCCUUCGUCCCACCUACAGAAUACUGGAAUGGCUGGGCAUGUUUCAUUGUCUCUAUUCUCAUGAUUGGCCUACUGACAGCUUUCAUUGGAGACCUAGCUUCCCACUUUGGCUGCACCAUUGGCCUAAAAGACUCCGUGACUGCUGUUGUGUUUGUUGCACUGGGAACUUCGGUGCCAGACACAUUUGCCAGCAAAGUAGCAGCCACCCAGGACCAGUAUGCAGACGCAUCCAUAGGUAACGUCACAGGCAGCAAUGCAGUGAAUGUCUUCCUGGGAAUCGGCGUGGCCUGGUCCAUUGCUGCCAUCUACCACGCGGCCAAUGGGGAACAGUUCAAAGUGUCCCCUGGCACACUAGCUUUCUCUGUCACUCUCUUCACCAUCUUUGCUUUCAUCAAUGUGGGGGUGCUGCUGUAUCGGCGGAGGCCAGAAAUCGGAGGUGAGCUGGGUGGGCCCCGGACUGCCAAGCUCCUCACAUCCUGCCUCUUUGUGCUCCUGUGGCUCUUGUACAUUUUCUUCUCUUCCCUGGAGGCCUACUGCCACAUAAAAGGCUUCUAAAGGAACAAUCUGAUAUAGUAAAUUUAUAUAUAUAUAUAUACAUAUAUACAUAAAAAUUAUGUAUAACGAACAGAGAAAAUGGACAUUUGUCAUGUUCACUUACCUGCUGAUGGAAUCCAGCUUCAAGAGCAUACUCUGUACUAGGGCCGACGUCAGACACCCUCACCUCCCAUUCCCAGGGCCAUCACCGUGUUGAACAAGGCACAGAGGCAGGGCCAUCUCUGCAGCUCAGCAAGAAGAGCUGUUCUCUCUCCGGGUUCUUAAAUGGUGAAAGCUUUGAUUUACUUUCUUGUUUUUGACUUUACUUUCAGUGGGACUGACAAGGUAGCUGAUAUUUGGCUUUGUGUUCUUUGUUUUGUUUUUUGUUUUGUUUUGUUGGGAGGGUCAAGGUUUUUGCUUCCCCUUGUGGAAGAUGAUGAACCAUCCAAAUGUAAAUGGGUUGGGGGUAGAAAAUUGAAAUCAUGAAGAUUCCCCUCACCUCUCCCAAGCAUUUUAAAAAUUACUUUGGAUUAAGAAAGGAUCUGGGCAUGGAAGAAGAAAGAAGUGCACCUUUAUUACGUUACCCAAUUUCAUGCUCAUCUCCGAAAAGUGAACAAAGGUAAAGCUGCCUCCAAGAAGCACAAGAGCUGGAGUGGAGCUGGGAAAACUGAUGGUUCUCCAUACGGUCUAAUAUUAGGGAUGUGGUGCCUGGCACUCUUUUUCAACAGGUACAGGGGUACCGUGCCUAGAUUCCCAAGAACAUGCAGAAUCCCUUUUUUAUUUUUUUUAUCUCUUUAGCUCCAGAGUGUGAUUAGCAACGCUCUUAUCUGUUCCAGCCCAGAUAAUCCUCUAAGAGUCCCAUCCCAGCCCUUUUCCUCCUGCCCAUCUUCCCUCCGUACAAACCGGAAGAAUAAUCCCAUCCUAAAAGCACAUCAUCCUUUUCCAUCCGCAUCAGUAUGUGCCCCAGUCCCAUGUUGCUGUUGCUGUUGGCUGGGAUUGUCUGUCAGUUUUGUUUCCCAAAACAUCCAUGGCUUGCACAACCCUGUUGCAGUCAUAACUGAAUAUUUGCUCCUUUUCAUGUGCCUGUUUGGGAAUGUUGAUGUGAUACCUGUUAAACAGUGCAUGGAUGAAAAACAAAUAAAACAAAACAAAGCGUAUCUGUAUAUAGUAGACUAUAGCAUAUAUUGUUCUCCCAUAGCAACACUGAUUGGACACUGCAGACAUGAGUGGGUUUUCAUUUCACCUGAGUUGUUAUGUUUUUGUUGUUGCUUAGUUGAUUACUAGGGAUAAAAGAAGAAAAUGGCUUAUUGUUCAUGAAUCUGCACAUACAUUUCCAAGAAGCAAUAACUGUCACAUGGAGAGAAGCGAAAGUUAUUGAGGAUAACAGGCAAACUCAAAGGUCUUCAUGGAAAGUUAGCUAUGUGGAACAUACCAGAGGCCUCUUAAAUCAGCCAUUCAUUCAGGAAAGCCAGAGAGAAGGUGCUGGAGAGGGGUGUAUGCAUUAGAUGUGCCUGGGCUUUUGGGGCCACCAUUUCUAAAUCUCCCCUUUCCCCAAAGUAUUUAUUGCACAGCUGAUCUGUCUGGUACAGAUGAUAGAUUGUGCUGGCUUGUUUUAUUGCUUUUUAUGUCAAAGGCUAUUUUGAGCACUGUUUCAUCAUCCAGUCCAUAUCCCACAAAUUAUGUCAGUAGUUCCUGAAUAAGAAAGAAGCCAGGUUGACUGACGGGUCUUUAAAAGUUGGUCCCUCUACUUAUGAUUAAAGAGAACUCUUUAAAAGAAACAACUCUAUUUCAAAAGACCAAAGAGCAUGGAUAAACCUAACAUUCCAAAGUAUUGAUUUCACUAAUGAGGAGAAAUGGAAUGGCUUUGCUCACCUUUCAGAGACUUCACUGUCUCUGCAGAGUCUCAGGCUGAAGACAUCCCCAGCCCUCGUAACUGAUUCAGAGAUACUUAAGAAACAAAUACAGCUGAGACUUCUCUUCCUCCACUCAGUGACCAUGACUCUGCAUUUCAUAACCAUUUAACUGAAGUCAGGUUGCACACUUGAUAUGCCACGUAAUGUGCUGCUUCCUGGAGACUAAGGUAUGACCAAGAUAGCCCCGACGCCUGUUCUCAGGGGGUGUACAGUGAAUGUGAUUGCUAUUUCAUUUGUGAAAGAGGACACAGCCAUACUGAAACAGUGUAUCUUGCAAGGAAAAAAUUACGAAACUAUUUUAACGUAAACACAUUAAAACUAUAAAAAGAAAGUUGUCCAAAUAGCUAAGAUUUUGUGGAAAGCUUAGAUUUGGAAAAAGCACUCUCUGGGUCCUUGGCCAACUCCCAGAUGUGUACCACUUCCAGUUUAAAACCAAGAAGGGCAAUCUCAGUGACGUGCAUCACUAAGAAGACCGAGUUAACCCACUUUUCUCUUUGUGGCAAUGGUAGUUUUCCAUGAGCUACCCCUGUCCUAAUGUGGCCCAUGGACACCAGUAACUGCAUUAGGUAGUGGUACAUUUCAAUCUGUGCCCCCCCCCAUUUUUGAAGAUUAAAAAAUGGAAAGCUAGCAUAGAAAGACCAAGUAAAUAUAGUCAAGGGAUAUAAGUUGUUAAACAUUAGAAAGAUUUUGCACUCAUUUGUAGUCUUUUUUUGGGAUAUAAUAAUCCUGUAGCAAAUCUUCAAAAGACACUUUAAGGAAUUCUUGCUCUUGGUCAAUUUCAAUUUCAAAGUGUUUGGGUUUGUUUGCCUUUUCAGUUUUCAUGCUUUAGGGAAAAUAUGAUUAUGGUUAUUCAGGGUUGUUAUUAAUUAUUAUAGUUGUGUAAAACUGUUUCAUUUUAUUUGUUUGAUUAUUUUAUUUUGUGUGUAUUGUGCACAGCUUUAGGGGGAAAGUACACUAAUCGUGCUGUUCCUUAUAAAUGGUACACAUUAUUGACACAGACAAAUAAAGUUUCUAAUUGUUUCUGAUUUAAUCACUAGUGACACAGAAUAUUCUGUAUGGAUGUUUUCUCUCUUCUCAUUGUCAUCUACUUCAUUUUUUGUCUUCAUGUUUUGAAGAAAUAAAGACCAAAAAGGUAUUACUGUGCAAUUGGUAUCCUGUAAAAAAAAAAUAGAAACCCAGUAUUCAAGCUUGCCAACCUUCUGGUUAUACAGCGUUAUCUUUUUAAUGACCCAAGAAAGAACAAAGCCAGAAUAUUUUUCUUACAAUCCUGAAAUAAAUGCCACUGUUAUCUCCAUUUCACUAUUUUCUUUUUCACAUUUUUAGUGUUACUCUGUCUACAACUUUUUGCAUCCAACAAUAUAAACUCAUAAAGAGUUACAUGUCAGGCAACAUUCAAGUACACACUGUGUCAUAGCAAAUCUCUCAAUCUCACUAAAACUGAUCACAGGAAAUGUAGUUACUGUCCAAGAAAUACUUGUGAUUUUUUUCUUUAAUAGCAUACACUGUAUUCCUUUUGAAUACCAUAGAACUUCUACUUUUAGUAAUUUCUAUCUAAUUACAAAAUUUAUUAAAUUCAUCAUAAAAUCAAAACAGCAUAUAAAGAAGUGGCACCAGACCUAAAUAAGCAUUUGUGGAUGGGAAAAUGUGAACUCUUACUAAAAUAGAAUCUAUUGACUAGGUGCAUAUAAAUAAUACAUUAGCAAUCUGAAUAUCUUUAAUUUUUUGCAUGGAAUUCUUCACUAUAUCAUUACAUAUCAUGUAAUGGCACAUGUGUGCCAAAUGGUUAUAUUAGCACGCUUUUCUAUGGGAAGGAAAUAAACUACAUUUAAAUAUUUUCUCAAAUCAAAUUUCCCCUGGGUGCCAGUCCUUGGUUUAACACAAAAUGAGUGGCCAGUAUUUACGUUUCAACAGCAAAAUGAGUAAUUUAAUGACCCAAGUACCUUUGACCACUUCACCUUCAAUAAAAUCCUCUGAACUAAUGAUUUUCAACUUCUUAUGAGCAAGUUUUAAUUCCUAGAUUUGGAUUCAAUCCUUCCACUAGUGAAUAUGUUGUAGAACUUUGUUUUCUAUAGUUUAUAGCAUAAAUGCACUAAAAUUUGUUGCAGUUACUUUUCAAACAUAAAAUUAAAUUGAAAAAUGUGCUGUUUGAAACAACCCUGCAGAGUUUACUAGGUGGCUCCUAUCUAUUACAGCCUCCAAAGAUUCACUGCCCUCUCUGCCUUUUUUCAUACCUAGUUGAUUCAUUGGUGAUAUAGCAGCCCAAGGCCUCUGGUCAUAGCCUGCCAAAAUAAAGUGAGAUUGAUGAGUUGUCUCCACAUCUAAGACCUUUAUAAAAAAGUAGAACAUUUUGUCUGGAAGAAGAUAAAGCCUCUGUUUUCUAAGAGUGACAAAACCUUACCUUUCCAAAAACACAAAUAAAGCCCUCUAAGAGUUCUUUCAAUAUUUCCAGGCUAGAGAUACGGAGUCUCUUUUUUGGCUUUGAUUUUCUCUCUCAUCUUGUGCAGUUUUGCAUACCCAGCAAGUCCUGAGUAUAGUUUGAUGAAUUGAGGACAAUUUAGAUAGUUCCUGAUUUGUAUACAAUACUGGACCUAUAGUAUACCUAUAGUAUACAAUACUGGACCACACUGACCUACAGCUGGCUUUCAGCAUUUGUCAUAGUAUUCAUUUCAUUGGACCGAAGCAUUCUAACUUUUGGUAGAACUAAGCAAAUGUAAAUGUGGAUUUCAGUAAAUGAAUGUGUGCAUUGUGCAGAAGAGACAGAAAAAUCACAGUCUUAAACAGAAAGAAACCUGUAUGAAUAGAUCGAUUAGUUUAGUUUAGACCUUGCUACAGAUUUUUGUUAGUAGAUUGCAUUUCUGCUAUUCUUUUCUAACAUUAUGCCCUUACCUCUUCUUUCCAUGUUCAUUUUCUUCAUAUCAGCUAGCACAUUUUAAAUGGUUCUCCACCUGCAUAGAUAGCAUGGAAAAGUUAGACCCCUGAAAUAGGUACUUCAGUUUUUGAAGUUUACUCUGGCAAUGGCUAAUUAUCUGCCAAAGCAGAGGAUGUCUUAUAUGUAGAAAGAGCAACCACUGAGAAGUGGAACUCCAGGGGAGAAAGUGCUUCAGUUUCCUACUCAAACGAAAUGGUAAGUAUCCAGAUUUCUCUGUCUUCUUGACUGCCAAGAUGUCCAAAAAGACGCAUUCAAAAGUUAUUCAAAUCUUCAGUUUUAUUAAAGAUCUUCUAAUUUACUUUCCUAAGGUACAUACUACUCAGUGGUAAUAUAAAUUAUUGCUUACUUUGAUUUAUGCUUGUGGGGAAAGAUCUUUGUUUUUUUUAUUGGUACCAGGGAUCGAACUCACAACUGCAUGGUUGCAAGGCAGGUGCUUAUGCCACUGAGCUAAAUCCCCAGCCCCUCAUGGGGAAAGAUCUUUAUUCCGAUCAUCAUCUUUCCUUUCCCUACUGUCAAUGCUUGUAGCUCUCCCAUUGGCUACUCUCACUGCAUUCAGUUACUCAUAGUGAUGCUCACCAUUACCCCCCAACAAUAAGAAAGCUCAUGAUAAAAGUAAUUGUUCAGGACUUGGUUUUCAGAAAGAUAAUUUAUCAUAGGAAAAGUCAAACAUGACAUCCAACCUACAGCAGUCUCUAGAACAUAGUAUGAUGUCUCUACAUCUGUUAAAGACAUAUUAUGCCCUAAGGUGAUGUAAUAUAGCAGUAUUAUUGAUUUUUCUACCUCUUGGAAUCAUAUUCACCAUGUUUCCUUGCCCAUCUAUCUGGUCUUCUAUCAAUAUGUGCAUAUAUAGAUCAGGAAUGAAAAUCAACAUAGACAUCUCCAAGUCCUACAAGAGUUUCCGUAAAGAUGAAGUAUAUAAAUGCAUAAGCAUAAGAAUAUCUAGUUUCCAUGCCUCUAAGAAAUCUGAGUUGGCUGAAUGCUAGAUGUUAUAUUUCUGAUAUGGAAAUAGUAUGAAAAUUCAUGUUAAUAAUCAGAUACCAACAUAAGAAUUAUAUAACUUCAAUGAUGCUGAGUCAGUUUUUGGCCAUUAAGACACAUGUUGGCCCCCCUAAUUUACUGACUCUAUUUAUCAAAUCCAAGAAUGUAUUAGGGUAAGGAGAAGUUGGUUUACUAUGACACUUCUGCCACUUUCUAUACCAGAACUGUCUAUUCAGUUGAAAGGCAGGGGCUAGAGCUCUUUGAAGAGGCCUAUUACUACAUUCCUAAAGAACUUUUAAUUUACUCUUUGUUAGUCUCCCUGAAAUCAUAAAGUGUAAUAUGAGACAGAUCUUCUGUAAAAGUGUUAUUUUAGGUUUGCAAUGACCCACUUUACAAUAUAAAAAUCAUAUUUUUCAUCUUAUAUAUUAUUACUUAAAAAUAUAAAGGCCAAUUUUAUUAAAUAAGCAAGUACACAAAGAUUUUUCAAACCAUUUUACCUAAAAAAGAGUAAGCUGUAUAAACAUUGCUGCUCAAAGUGAUAUAAUCCAGAUGGCUAGUUUUGAGAAAAAUAAUAUUCCUUCUGGAUAUGGAUUUUAUUUUUUCCACUCAUUUUGACAUUAUACCAAGGAAUAAAUUUGAAAAGAUUUUUCCACUUGAAUGAUAUUCAUAUAGUGUGAUACAACUAAAAUAAUGAUAUGGAGAAUUAUCAAUGUUGUUGACAAAGAUACACUUUUUUGUUUCCAGUUUCCAGAGACAAUUGUACAAUUUAAACUUCUUUAUUUGAGGUUUAUGUGAAAAUUAAAGCUGGGAAUACAUAAAUUUUGGUUUUGAUAACCAGAAAAAAGUAUGCUUUGGGCACACUUUCCUUACUUUUGGGUUAUUUAGUGGAAUCUACUGGAUCUAUAGAGAUGUCUUAUAAAAAAAAUUCUUUCAAUAAAUUCCUUUCCUUCUAUAUUUUAAACUGUAAAGUUUUUAAAUUCCCAACUUGAUAACUUGUAUUUCCUUUUAAAAAAUGACUCAAUUUGAAUAUUUCUAUUUACAUUCAGAAUUUUGCUUUUAAUCUUCAUUCUAGCAAAAGUGUCCAUUUUACCAAGUGCAAAAAUAAAGAUUUGGAAUGCUAGUUAGAUUAUUUCUCUGAAAACUGGACAUUACUUCAACUUUAUCUCUGCUACACCACAGAGAUGCAUACAUAAUAACAAAAUAACUUAUCUGUGUCCAACACAAAACUACAUUUUGGAUGUCUAAGACUGAGCAGAAGUUCAUGUUGGGUUAAUAUCCCUUUUCAUCAAAUAUUUUACACAAAUGGAAAAAGGUGGAGAGAAGGGAAAGAAACAUGUUCUUGAUUUUCUUUCUGAGCUAAAGAUGCAAAUCCAAAGUCAUCCUUUCAAAAACAAAAGUUUUUAAAAUAAAGGAACUUAUUUUUCUUCCUUUUAUUUAGCAAGCAUUCCUGAUUGAGAGUCUUAAGGAUCAAUGAGGGCUCCCUCUUACUUGGAUGAGUCUUGAAAAAAGUUCUUAAACCAUAUUGUGGUCAUGGUCAAAUUUAUGAGAUUUUAUAUUUCCUCUUGAAACAUAGCACACAGCAGACAGACAAGCUUGAAUUAAGACAUUUUCUAAAAAAUUGUUUUGGCAUUUGGCAGAAAAACAACAGGAGUUUCACCCACAAAUACCCUACCAGCCACCAUCACUUGUGUUCUCUCCUCUCCUAGAUGUAAUUUAGCAGUUAUUCUCAACUGAACCAGCCCUCAGUUUUCAUGUACACUGAUGGCCUUGUGUCUAGCAUUUUUCCUAAAGACUUUACUAACGGACAGACUAACCCUUCCAGCCGGUUGUUACAUGUUUCUCCAUGGGGACAGGUAAGGGUGAGGCAGAAGAGACAGUGAUGCGAGUGACAAGACAUGGGAGCCUAUUUCACCAGUUUCUUCAUUAUUGUAACUAUUUGGAAUAUUCGCCCUUAGAAAAGUGAAAAGAUUAUUUUAUUAGUAUUUCAUCAACACAACUUUUAUGACAUUGUACCAAAGCAAAGAAUACUAUCAUAUAAAAAAUGAAAGUUAUUUUCAGCUACAGUGGAUAGUAUUAAAUUUUCAAAAAAAAUUUUUUUCUUGGUAAUUUUUACUCAAAAUUCUAAGAAUGAGGUUUCUGCUGCCAUCAGUAAUCUUAGAAGAAAUUUGACAUUCCAGAUCGUCUUUGAGACAGAUGAUGCUUUGGUAAAUGUAUGUAUGAGUCUUAAAAUAUUCUUGAUAUUCUCACACUGCUCUCACAAACUCUGCAUAGAUUUACUUUUUUUUGAAAUGAGAGCAUUUGUCAUCAAAAUGCAUUGGGAAUUUUUCCAAUAACUAGUUGUAUUUUAUCGAGAAAUGAGUCUAGCACCAAAAGAACUGUGAGUACAGUUGGUUAAAGUGAUUCUUUAUGCCUCCUUUUCCUUGCAUCUGACUUUUAAUCCAUAAGCACAUUCUUCAGAAACAACUGCAAAUGGUGAGAGAAAAGUCAAACAGAAGAGAUGCUCUUCCUUUCAAACUAAACUAAAUUUACUUAUCACUGUAAAAAUUAUGUUUGAAUUAUUUUAAACUUUAAGCACAAAUGAAAAAGAGAUGUUUCAAUGCCUAAUCAGAAGCAAUGAUUUCAUUUUUUGCAACAUUAACCCCCAAACAAAUUUUAAUAAUAAAGGAUUUAAUAACAUAUCAGCACCCAGCCACUGCCUCCACUCUGCCAAUCACAUGGUAUCUGGACACAAAUAAGCAGUUGGGCAGGGGACACAGGUUACUAUUUAAGCCAUAAUUACAUCAUGAUUCAACUGCCAGAUGGGGUCAAGAUAUAGACCAAGUAGUUGUUGGUUUGGGAGCCACAGCAGCAAUCCAGCUCAAGUCUUGUUGGAUUAAAGCAAUACCAGAAAUAUUUCAUUCAUUUGAUAUGUUACCUGCAUUGAUUCCUUUCUGUCUGGAAUCAGUCUGUUUCAUUUGACUCUAAUAUUUUGAUGCAGUUCAACGGCCGGCUUGUUGCUGGGUGGAAAGCAAACCCUUCUUUCAAAACUUGUUUCCAUGGAACCAGUUUUUUAAAACAUAGAAAACAUCACAGUUAAACAGACUGGACCUAGCAAUGAGAAGUCUAAACUUGUAUUUUUUUCCUUCCAAAACAAUACUCUGACAUACAAUAAAGUGAAAAUAAUAAUUGUUUUAAUGCAAUGCAGAACUAGUGCAUACAUCUGCGGAGCUUGGACUACUCAGCAUCAUAUUUGUGGAUAUUAGUAUCAUGAUAUUGUCCAAAACCUUAAUUUGUCUUAAAAAAUAAAAACAGGUUGAUUCUCUUUAAAGCAAAGGAUAAGAUAUUUAAUAUUUGAAAACAACAAAGAAAGGAGGUUGGUUCUGCAUAGGUUUCCAGACUACAGAGGAGGCCAGGCGUUUGUCAGACUUUCUUGGUAUUUUCCACUUCUUCGUAAGUUUUUGUCUGCUGUGGUUCCCAGUAGAAUUCUCCACAGUCUUUCUGUGGGAGGGACUCUGACAUGACUUCAGUUUUCCCCUUUUAUUUCCUAAUUCUCCCAGGAGAAUUACAACAGCUAUUCCAGAAGUUUUGUACAAAAACACACACCAUUCUGACUCUAUCUUAACACGGUGCGCACUGAACAGCUUCCUUAAAGAGAUUGUGGCUACAGAAAUAUCAACUGGAUGACUGCCUAAAGAAAGGAAUCAGAACAAAAUCAAUAAAGGGCAGAAAAUUGAUCAGUUUUUUAAAAUCUGUCUUCUAAAGAUCAUUGACUCACUUUAUAUUCAGGUGAAACUUAAAAAGAAAAAACUCAGUCAAAUCAAUAGAGCAGUUUUAAAACAGAAUGUCAUAGUAUAUAUUUCUUUCUGACACACAAUUCAACUUAGCAUAAGCAUUUACGUUGCUCACGGUAUUGAAUGAGGCAUCCUAUGGUAAUAUGAAGAAUUCAAGGCAGAGUAAUCAAACAAAGUAGUUCUUUCUGGUUCUGGAUUUAGGAAGAGUCCAAUUAUGUCCCUCAAUUAAAUUAACCUUUCAUUUUGGUCUGGAGAAAUUUUAUCCACUUGAGACUGCCUAAUAGGGUUAUUCUGAAAUCUGUCAUGCAAAAUCUUAAUAAAAGUACUCAUUUUCUUAGAUUCACAACUUUCACCAAUGAAAUGAAUGAAUUCAGGCUCCAUAGACAAAUCCCAGAGUCUUCCAUGAGCUCAGCCCUGUGUGAUACUUACAUACAGACUUUUAGUUACAAUUUCAAGUUGAAGGGAAAAAGCCUGUGAAAAGACCAUUUGCUUCAUCUUUGCUGAAUUGCUUGUUUCAAGUGGUGUUGGUACCACUGGAUUUUUUUAUCUCUGCCUAUUGCUCAUUUGACUCUGAGGGAUCUGGUUCAACUUCAGGGAGCUACUGCAGGUCUUGUCUUUUAACAGCAACUACAGGACCUCAGUCUCCAACUUUAAGUAUGUAGUAUUCUCUUCAAAAUUUGAAAAUCAAAUAGCUAUUGGAGAAGAGACCUGAAGGCUUCUAUCUUUGUGAACUACCUAAUUGUUUCAAAGCCUCAGGAAUCUCCACAUCUCUCUGUAGUUGAAUUUCCACUUCGUGGUGUGGAGGGAGAUAGUCUUUUCCAGAGCACAUAAAGCUCCACACAUUUGUGACUCCCUGCUCUCAUCCAUGCAUGAGUAAGGGCCGAAUGCACCUUAGGUUGAGAACCAGGUGCUGCCCGUCAUAUGUGAUUACCAGUGUGAGCACCAAGCCAAGAAAGCCGCAUGAAUUCUGACAGAAAUUUAAAGAUUUAUUUUGAAAUAAUUAUUUGUGCACUGUUGGAAAAAGUCUCCUUUCCCUGAGGGAAGUAAGAGGUUUCUUCUGCGUGAAAAAGCAUCCAGUAGAAGAUGUAAUGAGAUUGGAGUGGAUUCCAAAUCCGUGACCUUCUUAGGCUAAAUCUUCUAAAGGUAAAAUUUAAGUUUGCAUAGGGCCUCACAGUAACCUUUAGUUUUUAUUCUGUGUGCUUAAUGGCAACCUUUUAGGAGAAAGCAACUGACAGUGGUUAUUUUAUAUCAAGGUAUGUAAAUUAUAAACAGACUGUGCAGUGACCAAGCAGAAAGAUAUUUAAAGGUACAAGAAUUCCAGAUGAAGAUGAAAUCAGAGUAUCAUUUGAUACAGAUUCAACUGUCUUUCUAAAUGCCUCCUUUGUUAGGUAGAAAAUGACUGCUCAAAAAGAGUUCACAAAAAGAUUUAAAUCACACUCCUAGCAAUCAUUUGUCUGCCACAGCCCAAAUGCCUCAUUAGCAAUAUGAAAUUGCUCACAGAGAAAAUACAGCAAGAUGAUUUCGACAUUUUCACGGGGGAAGAAACAAAAAGCAACCAUAGUGAAGUAUGCUUAUAUAAACAAAGAAAGUUUUAGGGGAAUGAAUGUAAGCUUUCUCCUGAAGGAAUCCCAUUUGGAAUGUCAUCAGAAAUGGCAAAACUUUCAACAUCACUGCAGUAAUUUAUUCCAACUUUAUUAGCACUGAGGCAUAAAUUCAAAUUUGGCAGGGGAAAAGGUAAAUUGACAUUGCAAGAGACAAAGUGAUCUUAUAAGUCUCAAAGUUAAGAGAAAGUUAAAAUAGAUAGUAUCUUUGUUAAAACUGUAGUAAUUUCUAGGACUGCUCCCUAGGAUAAAAAUACUUCCUCCUUCUCUCAUUUUAAAUUUCUAUAUAAAGAGUCUCUUAAGUUGCAGUAGCAUGCAUUUUCAUAUUUCAAAAAGUUCCUCGUGAUAAGUUUGACCCUCAUUUCAAAUUUGAUUAGGAAAUAGUAAAUUCAAAAGGUAACAUUUUCUGCCCUUUUUAAAGCAAAUAUGUCCCAUAAGCAUUUUCUGGUGAGGACUGCCUUAAGCAGUACUUAUAGUGCUGUCAGUCAAUGGCAGGUGCUUGAGGGAGAAAAUUCAUGAAUAAAUUGGACCUUCCUGUCAUGCUUUCUUGGUACUCAAUCGCACAAAUAAACUCCUUGACUUCCACUUUUUAAACUGAGCCAGGUCUACUUACCAGUGAAGCAAACAACAAGCUUUAAUUAUGCAUGCUGAUUGCUAGUUCAGUUUAAUCCUUUCUCAACUGAGUAUUGUGGCUAUGCCUUUGGUGUUCCUCUAUUUACUCUUUUAUAUAAGUCCUUGCGCUUGAUACAUUUGAACAAGAAUUUUACUAGAAAAAGUCAACAAGCCUCUAUGUUUGUGUUCAGUCAAGAAACAAUGAACAAGGUUAGCUGGUGUUUUAAUCAUCCGGAGCUGAUAGAAAGACUAUCACCUAAGAGGCAAGAGAGAAAGUUCAUGCUAUUACUAAAAAUACUACCCUAUAGGGAGAGACCAUAGAAUUUUCCACAAGUAGCCUAUUAGGAACUUAUACUAUGUAAUAUAGAAAAAUAAUAUUCUCUUCAAAGGAAUAUCACAGGUUACAACGUGAGUUCAAAUCAUAUUUUAUUUACAGGUUUUCUGUAUAAAUUGACAUGGGACUUAUUCUGAACCUGAAGACUUGCUUUGUUUUGUUUUGUUUUGUUUUGUUUUGUUGGGGGGGUACCAAGAAUUAAACUCAUGACUUCACACUUGCCAAGCGGGCGCUGUACCACUGAGCAAUAUCCCCAGCAAACCAAAGACUUCCUACAUUAGACUAGUAGCAGUAGACUCUGUCACUUAACUACACUGUAAGAAUUUCAGGGGAAUUUUUUUUAAUAUUGAUCUUUACAUUCUACAUGGAAUAUCUUUGUACUGGCCAGGUUAUUAAGGUGAUUUGGAAAAGUAUGUAUAAUGUUUUAGAAUAAGCUACUAAAGUGAUUAUAAAGUUUGAUCCCCAGAAAACACCAUCAGCAACAAUUUGGAAAUUUGUUAGAUACACAAAUUAUCCAGUCCUGCCUGAAACCCCAACAGAAUAUAUGAAUGAGAAAUUCUAGGAAUAGGCUUAGCUAAGUGGAUCAUAAUAAACCCUUCAGAUGAUUCUCGUGCAUGCUUCAAUUUAAAACCAGUUAUGCACACCAUGUGCGGUCAAGAAUAAUCAACGUCACCAUCGUUUGACUCUGCCUCUUCCCAGGAAGAAACUUAAAAAGUUUAAAUUGUAAGCUCCUUCUCAAUGCAAUACAUUCUAAUACAUGGGUAGAAAUGUCCACCAUUCACUUAGAAUGUCAUUUGAAGGAAAGUUUAUCCUUAGAACUACUUGUUUGUGACGUAACUGAGGUUCAGCAAGCUCACCAAUUAGAUUUCUGAUCAGCUUUUCCAGUUCUUUUAAAGAGCAACAGAUGAUCUAAUUUGUUUGACUGCCUGUUGGACUAGAAAAUGACUUUGGAGGACUUUCUCUUCAUGGGCUAGCUCUGCUCAUUUGCCUUAAUGCUAAACCUGUGUGUAACCCUUGGUGACUGUAUUGGUUUGAAUACUGAGAUGCAUGGCCACUGGUGAUGAGUGAGUGUUGGUUUUUAGAAGAUAUUUUCAAAGCUUCACAUGGCUCAUUAACUUGAAAGACACAGAUAAUGCAGAAUUGAGACCUCCUAGGCUUUUUCAUUUGCACUGGGGCAGAACUGAAGUGGAGUAUCAGCAGGGGACUUCAUGUAUAAAAACUGCCUAGAAAAGUAUUUAGUAUUGUGGGGGUGUGUGUAGAUGUGUGGAGCCUUACAUUUAAUAUGAAAAACACUACGAGUUAUGUGUAAUUGUAUGUAUUUGGUCUUUCCCAUUGAUCUAGAAAAGUAAUUCAAAGGAUAUAAAAUGAAGCCUAAAAUACAAGCUCCAUGAUAGUAUUCUGGAGGCAAACACUAGAACUAUCAUUCUAAGCCUUUAGAAGGAGUCAGAUAUUUUUAAUUGAUAGCUCUUUUCCAGGGUAGGGGGAUGAGAAUAACUGACAUAUAUAUUUUUUCUACCUGCUCCUCUACAAUCUGUGUUCCUCUCCUGUCACUGGUCAAAGCUUGAACAUUUGUUUGGGUGCCUAUUUGCUAUGGCUGAUCACAUCUUCUCAUUGACAGUUCUCCCAUUUCUCUGAUCCUACUAUGUCACACCUGGCCUCCAGAUAGCUCUGCCAACCCCUAACACCCACAGUGUCCACCUUUGUGUCAUCUCCAUUUGCACAUCCUAAAUCUCACUUGGUGUCAGAGCCUCACUAAGAAGCUACUUGUUAGAAUGAUCACUCCAGUCAGGCAAUUUCAGGAUGGGAAGUACGUCUUCACAGAGGAAGAGACUGGAUCCAACUGAGAGGAAUUCAUUCAGACCCAUCAAAGGGAUCUAGAACCUUCACUUCCCACCUGAACUUGGUAGUUCACAGUGGUUUCCUAGUACAAAUUAUAGCAAUGGCUUUUCUUUGUGCUGUUGGCUCAGGUUAUGAAAUCUUAAAAGAAGCCAGAAUUUAAAAUUUAUCACAGAAAAUUUUCUAGCAGGAGAAAAAGUGACACACUCUAAUGACCUUUAGCUUAGGAAUUGUAUCAAAUUUUACUCCAAUAAGAAUUAACUAUUAUUAAGAACCCAAAAAACAACAAAUGCUGGAGAGGUUUGGGGAAAAAUAACUCUUCUACAUUGUCGGUGUGAAUGUAAACUAGUACAGCGACCAUGAGAAUCAGUAUGGAGAUUCCUCAAAUAACUAAAAGUAGAAAUUCCAUUUGACAUAGCUAUACUUCUGAGUAUCUUACCAAAAGAGUUAAAGUCAUCAUACUACAGUGUUAUAUGCAUACCCAUGUUCAUGUCAGCAUAAUUCAUAAUAUCUAAAUUGUGGAAGUAGCUUUUGGGUCCAUCAACAGAUGAAUGGAUGAAGGAAAUGUGGUAUUUAUAUACAGUGGAGUAUGACUCAUUUGAAUCAUUUGUAGGAAAAUGAAUAGACCUUGAGACCAUAAUGCUAAGUAAGAUAAACCAGAGUGCAAAAUUCUAAAUAUCACAAGGCAUAAAUAGAGCAAAAUUUAAAAAAAAAAAAGAUGAUAGGAAAUAGGAAGAUGGCCUCUAUAGAGAUGGGAAGGGAAUCAGGAGAACUAGAUAAGGGGAAGGAGGUGGAUGGGAGGUUAGGAGGGGGAGGCUAAGUAAAAGUGAUCAAGAUGCAAUGUGUGUAUGUACCAAUUCCUAAAGAUGAGUGUAAUUAUUAUGUUUCACAAACAUAUAAGUAUUUUAAAGGCCCUCACAGUAGAAGGUAGUGGAUGAUUAUUUUUAGUACCUCCACAGCUUUGCCUUUCAGUACCAUUCAUAGUUCAGUGGUGCAACUCAAUACUGUUCCAAUAAAGCCAUAAUAACAGUAAUCGCUGGCACAACUGUUAUUACAACAGGACUUCCCUGAGCUUCACUGGGCAAUGUUUAUAGACAGCAGGAAGCUCAUCCUAGAGGACAUUUAGCUUUCUCAACAUGGACAAGGGAAGAGGCCAGCAUGCUGUACAUACUGUAUAUAUGCACAAAACUGCUCUGUGCCACUGGGAGAGUUGAGGGACAGGUCAGAAGGAAAACUUCUCCAGGACUUCUCUCUCACUUUCAAUGGUUACUGAUAGUUGUUUUUUCCCCUCACUGGAUAAGCUUAAUGGAUAACUGUGAUGGUAAAUUGAACUCAUUCUGAUCCAGAACAAAUGGCAGUCCAUAAAGAAAAGGGUGGCGUGUCAUGAUGUCAGAGAGCUCAUCUCUAUACUAAUGCAAAAAGAAAAAAAAGAAAAGAAAGAAAGAAAGAAAAAGAAAGAAAGAAAGAAAGAAAGAAAGAAAGAAAGAAAGAAAGAAAGAAAACAAACCUCAUCUCCCCAAAUGGUGAUAAUGAAUUCCCUAUAUGGGACCAAAAAGGAAAGGACCACUUGUGUUUAUCAUGUAAUCACGGUUAAAGGAUGCAUCACAAACAACCUUCAAAGAAAGGAGGAGGAGAGUGGAAGAGAGGCAGAACUAAGAGGAGGUCUUACCUUGCUUGGAAAAUGCAGUAAGCAACCUAAUGUUCCUCCAGCUGACCUCGAUGAUUCUUACACAUCUAAAGCUAUUUUUCAGAAUAAACUCACAACACUUGGAAUUUCUGAGUGGUGGCAUAUCAGUAAGACAUCUGAAUACUUAACUGAAUUUUUCAGUUUGAGUCUUUUAUGCUGAUGAAUGUAAUCACUUAAGAAUUGCCAUUUUGAGCACAAAAGACACACACACAGAGGUAUAUGAACCAUCUGUUACUCAUUUUGUGGAAAACAUAAUGUAAAAUAUUCAGUUUCCAGUGUAUUUUUUCAGUGUGUUUCAGUGAUAAAAUUUUGUGGGGAAUAAAGGUAUAUAUCCCUUUACUGGUGACCAUAUUAUUGAAAUUACAAUAUUAAAAAACACUGUUAGAAAAUCCUGUGUAAAAUAUCUUCUCUACUAUCAAUGAAUCAAUACACUUGGAAUUUAAUAAAAGAGUAUGUGGUAUACUUAAAUAUUUUAUAUGUGUGGUGUUUUCUUAUUGUCUCAAAGUAGUUAAUGAGUGACCAGAUCCCUGGUAUUAUCAAAAAGGAAAAUGGCCUCAUGAAGGAAUGAAACAUGUUAUUUAUAAAGUUUCCUGCCAAAGAAAACUGUUGAAUGAUCUGUAAAUGUAGACUAACUUCUUUUACUAUGAAUGUGAUUGUGAGGAAUGCUUACCCUAUCAUCUUCUAUCUUUUGAAAAUUAAUAUUUUGUAUUUCUAAGGACCAAGGAAAUCUUUUUAAAGCCAAUGUAAUACACAGCAGCCUUGAAAAAGAGGUAUGACAACUUGGGUCAACUGCAAAAAACUAGCCUUGAAUUCCAACAUUAUAUGGUAAAUUUAUCAUUCUUUUAAUUCUUAUACUGCACUAUACAUUUUGGGAAUUUCAGUUGAUCUUUUCAGCAAAAGAAACCAGCAGUAACUGUAGAUGUUGUUUAUAGGGGAAGCAGUAAAAUGAUGCCCUUAAUGCACCUUGAAUGGAUAGAAAAGGAAUUCUAGUUAUUUCUCCUAAUCAUUUCAUGUGAGUUAACUCCAAGGUCUGAAAUGUUGCUCAAGAGGCUAAUAGACUGUGUACACCAAGGAUAUUUAAUCUGUGCAGUUAGCAAGAACUAGCCAUUUAAAAUAUAUUUAAAUGUUUUGUAAAUAAAAUUUUUGAUCACUAUAGUUUUAUUCAAACUGCUUUUAAAAGUAUUAGAUUUUAUUUGAAUUUUAAAAAGAAUCUGUUACAAGUUAAUGUUGUUUUGUUAACUGUGUGAUUCAAUGUACACUCAGCCAUAUUCCUGUGGGAAAAUAUCAAUACUAUUGACUUUCUUGACAUGAGCCAGAGACUCAUGGUUCUCUAAGGACUGUAAGUUCAAAGACAAAAAUAAAACAAAAGAAAAAACCAAAAUGAAAUGCUAGUGAAGAAAUGAGAAGUAUAUUGUAUAAAUUGUAUUUUUAAAAUCAUAAGAUAUAUGUGAUUUACACUGCCUGUUAAUCUAGUCUCUGUGAAAUAAUCACAGCAUAUUUGUUAAGACUUGGUAACACCAAAUAUUUGUGAUGUUUGUAUAGCACCAUUGUUACAAUAUGUGAUUUCAAAUGAUAAACAUCUUUAUUGUGAUCAUGUGAGUCCACAGAAGAAUAAAGUCCUGCUAUUAUGUAAAACCAGCUCUCAGAAUUCAGAUUCCCUGCAGCUGCUGUAUCACCAAUAAAUGAGAAUUAAUUGUGGAAAAACAAUCUUAAAAGAACUGUGUUUAUGAUCACUGUGCAUUUGUCAAUGAAUGAACUCAGAGAGUUUUAUUUUAUCAGAUAUGCUCUCAGCCAGCAAAUGCAAUUGCUGAUUUCAACCAUGAUAUAUUUCAAAUAGUUCUAUAUUAUUGAUCUAACUACCAAAACCUGGAAGCUUGAUGCAAAGUGUGUCCUAACUAAUGUACAAUAAAUGACUUUUCUUGCA